Naegleria lovaniensis is the source of this 1446-nucleotide messenger RNA. RefSeq lists its product as uncharacterized. The record is from RefSeq and is a predicted model, not a curated record. NCBI's taxonomy places the organism in Eukaryota, Heterolobosea, Eutetramitea, Acrasida, Naegleriidae. Bases 1 to 1446 code for a protein of 481 amino acids. The transcript has a single exon.
AUGCCCUCCUCACAACAUGCAUCACCCAUAUUGAGGUUUCACCUCAAACAUCACAGCAUGUCCAUCAUUAAUAAUAUAUAUUUGAUUGUGUUGAUUAUAAUACUUGUUGCUAUGAAGUCAAGUAUGGCUCAAAGUAGAACAUACACUGUAGCAAAUUAUACGGAUGAAGAAAAUUUGAAAGGUUAUCCGGAUCAGUUGGGAUACUCGUUAGCCUGUAAUCAAGAUGGUUACAUUUUGGCAGCAUCAGCCCAUGGAAGAGAUUCAUUUUCGGGAAGUGUUUUUAUUUACGACAAACUAUUGAAUAUCUACAAAAUGAACUGGAGACCAGAAAGCAGUGAUAAAAGCUCUCAGGAUGAAUUUGGACAAUCACUGGGCAUGUCUUUGGACACACGUUACCUUGUGGUAGGAGCCGAUUCGAAUACGGUAUCGGGAAAGACCAACGCAGGCUCAGCCUAUGUCUUUUAUCGAGGUGCUAUCAAUGCCCGUUUCGAUCAACAAGCCCAAUUACAGGCUAAUGAUUUUCAAGCUGAGGAUUACUUUGGCUUUUCAACUGCCAUCUCUGGCGACGGUAAUACUGUUGCAGUCGGAGCUGUGGCUACCACACAUCCAAGUACUAAGGCAACAGAGGCAGGGUCUGUCUAUAUUUUCACAAGAUCAGGAAGUGCCUGGUCACAACAAGCCAAGCUCAUGUUACCUGAUGCUAAAGAAUACGACUACUUUGGAUGGACUGUUGCCAUAUCACAUGACGGCAACACAUUGGUUGUGGGAGCUCAAGGAGUCACCUAUGACGGUGUCAGAUUCAGAGAUGAAAACAAUACUGAUCCAUCCGCUCCUGUUCUCAACAAUGCAGGAGCUGUAUUUGUAUACACAAGAAGUGGUUCUCAGUGGACUCUGUUGCAAACGCUUUUAGCUUCAGAUGCUGCCGCGUGGGAUCAAUUCGGACGAACAGUUUUCAUUUCCAGUGAUGCAAGACUGCUCAUGGUUGGAGUAAUGUACAAGCAAGUGAAUGGAGCAAAGAACGCUGGUCAAGUUUAUGUUUAUGAGAAGAAUCAGGAAUCUGGAGUGUAUGAGGAAAAAAUCAAGCUCACAGCUUCUGACCCUGCAGAGUAUGACUACUUUGGCCAUUCUGUAUCUUAUUCCAUUAAGAAUGACACCAUUGUUGUCGGCGCCUUUAGAAAGACAAGUGAAGACGGAACCAAACCAUAUGCAGGAGCAGUGUAUGUGUUCACAAACCCUGAUUCCAAUGGAUGGACACAAAAAGCUAAAUUGGUUGCUGCCAAUGCACAAGCUCACGAUGACUUUGGUUAUGCAGUUGCCUUAUCUUCUAAUGCUUACACACUCUUUAUCGGUGCGCCAGGAAAAACAUUGGGCGGAGUUGGAAACACCGGUGUAGUAUAUUUCAUGGACCUGACCUCAAUCGUGCAAGAGUGGGAAUCGAUGAACUAA